GUCUACGGGGAGGGGGGAGAGAAGACAGUGACUGCCCGCUGGGGAGAGCUCUGCUUCUAGAGAUCUGCAUGGACGGCAAGAAGGCAUUGGGUGUCCACCACACCGACAUGGAUGACAAGAUGGCUGACAUAGAUGAUGUCUUGGUGCCCGAACUACACAAACUGCUGGAGCAGGACUCGUAUCUCGUACCAUACAAGAAGGAUUUCCAGAGAAGGUACGCUUUGCUUCAAGAACGUUUAAAAAACAUUGAAGGUUGUGAAGGUGGCUUAGAAAAGUUUUCCAGAAGUUACCAGUCUUUUGGGAUCCACAGCAAGCCCGAUGGGGGAAUCUAUUGCAAAGAGUGGGUGCCGGGAGCAGAGGCCGUUUUCCUUACUGGUGAUUUCAAUGGCUGGAACCCCUUUUCACAUCCAUAUAGAAGGUUGGAUUUUGGGAAGUGGGAAUUACACAUUCCACCAAAUGAAGAUAAAUCCCCAGUCAUACAUCAUGGAUCAAAGAUAAAGGUAGUAAUCAAAAGCAAAUCAGGAGAGGUUAUUUACCGCAUCUCACCGUGGGCAAAAUAUGUGAUUCAGGAAGAAAAAAGUGUGGUCUAUGACUGGGUGCAUUGGGAACCAGCACAUCCUUACAAACAACAACAUGAGCAUCCACGAAGACCAAAAAGUGUACGCAUAUAUGAAGCGCAUGUUGGAAUUGCAUCUCCAGAAGGAAAAAUUGCAUCCUAUAAAAAUUUCACCUAUAAUGUUUUGCCCAAAAUAAAGGAUCUGGAUAACCUUGGUCGAUCCUCCAGGAUGGGUCUUCUGUCUGUCCACAUGCAAUUUAUCCCAAGGCCUAAACAUGCCUGUUUAAAUUGGCUGAAUACAAACCAGGUGCAUAAGAACAAAGGAAGGAUCCUUGCUGUGUGUGUGCAAGCACUGGGCUCCCUGCACAGUCGCUAUGGGGCACCAGAUGAUUUGAAAGAACUUGUUGAUGUAGCUCAUUCUAUGGGAAUUAUGGUUCUGCUUGAUGUAGUUCAUAGCCAUGCAUCAAAGAACAGUGAAGAUGGACUCAACCAGUUUGAUGGUACAAAUUCCUGCUUCUUCCAUGAUGGACCAAGAGGCACCCAUGAUCUCUGGGACAGCAGGCUAUUUGACUACUCCAACUGGGAAGUUAUGCGAUUCCUUCUGUCUAACCUGCGGUGGUGGAUUGAAGAAUAUGGUUUUGAUGGUUUCAGAUUUGAUGGUGUUACCUCUAUGCUUUACCACCACCAUGGGAUUGGAUGUGGAUUCUCAGGUGACUACAAUGAGUAUUUUGGUUUGCAAGUGGAUGAAGACUCGCUUGUGUACCUCAUGCUGGCAAAUCACAUGGUUCAUACCCUCUACCCAGAAUGCAUCACAAUAGCUGAGGAUGUAUCUGGGAUGCCAGCACUUUGCAGCCCUACGUUCCAGGGAGGCUGCGGGUUUGACUAUCGACUAGCAAUGGCAGUACCUGAUAAAUGGAUCCAGAUUCUGAAAGAGAGGAAGGAUGAGGAUUGGAAUAUGGGAGAUAUUGUACAUACACUCACUAACAGGAGAUACAGCGAAAAGUGCAUAGCCUAUGCUGAAAGCCAUGACCAAGCACUGGUUGGUGAUAAGACCCUGGCGUUUUGGCUGAUGGAUGCUGAAAUGUACACCAAUAUGAGUGUCGCGUCUCCUUUAACAGCUGUGAUCGAUCGUGGAAUUCAGCUCCAUAAGAUGAUCCGUCUGAUCACACAUGCUCUCGGAGGUGAAGGAUAUCUUAAUUUCAUUGGCAAUGAAUUUGGGCAUCCUGAAUGGCUGGAUUUCCCAAGAAAAGGAAAUAACGAGAGUUACCAUUACGCCAGGAGACAGUUUCAUUUGGCUGAUGAUCAAGUUUUACGCUACAGGUUUCUUUAUGCUUUUGACCGAGAUAUGAAUAACUUAGAAGAAAAGUGUGGUUGGUUGUCUGCUUCUCCGGCCUUCAUCAGUACAAAGCAUGAAGGUGAUAAGAUCAUUGCAUUUGAACGGGGAAAUCUCCUUUUCGUCUUUAAUUUCCAUCCUUACAAAAGCUUCACUGGAUACAGAUUGGCUGUAAAUGCACCUGGAAAAUAUCCUUACAUAAUCUGGUUUAAAUAUAUGAUUGCACUGGAUACUGAUGCUUCAGAGUAUGGAGGUCAUCAAAGAAUUAAUCACAAGACAGAGUUCUUUUCUGAAAAUAUCCCUUACAACAAUCGUUCAAAUUCACUUUUGGUCUACAUUCCAUGCAGAGUGGCUCUUGUUCUUCAAAGCGUGGAGAAUUACUGAGCAGCACAGUAGCAUGUUUAUCUAAACAAUGUAAGCGUAAGGUGUUUAGAAGUAGAAACAUUCACACAAUGCCGAGUGUCAUAGAAUGUGCUUGGGGUUAUUCACAGAACUCUAAUGGAUAGAAAUUGCAGGCUGAAUUAUCCUACACUACAAGAGAUGGCAAACAUUUCAAGAGGAGAGUGUUUUUUGAAAAUAUUUUACAAAACAGAACGCAGAAGUGUUAUUUUGUGCUGUUUGCUUGCAAAAUGUAAACUUAAAGGCUCUAUGGGGAUCAAUUGCAGGUUAUACA
Nanorana parkeri is the source of this 2562-nucleotide messenger RNA. It is a transcript of the gene GBE1, whose product is annotated as 1,4-alpha-glucan branching enzyme 1. Gene Ontology annotation, molecular function: hydrolase activity, hydrolyzing O-glycosyl compounds; cation binding; 1,4-alpha-glucan branching enzyme activity. Gene Ontology annotation, cellular component: cytoplasm. Gene Ontology annotation, biological process: glycogen biosynthetic process. The record is from RefSeq and is a predicted model, not a curated record. NCBI's taxonomy places the organism in Eukaryota, Metazoa, Chordata, Amphibia, Anura, Dicroglossidae. The transcript is spliced from 17 exons. Bases 69 to 2273 code for a protein of 734 amino acids.